AUGCCACGCGAUCUUAUUACUCUGCAGCUUGGACAAUGUGGAAAUCAAAUUGGAAUGGAAUUUUGGAAACAGCUCUGUGCUGAGCAUGGUAUCAGUCCCGAAGGUGAAUUAGAGGAUUUUGCUACCAAUGGAAUGGACCGGAAGGAUGUAUUCUUUUAUCAAGCAGACGAUGCUCACUAUAUUCCUCGAGCAGUUUUAGUUGAUCUCGAACCUCGUGUCAUUAAUACGAUUCUCACUUCUCCUUAUGCCCGUCUUUACAAUCGAGAAAAUGUCUAUAUGUCGAAGAAUGGAGGUGGUGCUGGUAAUAACUGGGGCGCAGGCUAUACCCAAGCAGAAAAACUCCAGGAGGAGCUUUUUGAUAUUAUUGACCGAGAAGCUGAGGGAAGUGAUAGCCUUGAGGGUUUCAUAAUGACCCACUCUAUUGCUGGUGGUACUGGCUCUGGAAUGGGAUCUUUUAUGCUUGAGCAUCUCAACUCUCAUUUUCCCAAAAAGCUCAUCCAAACCUACUCAGUUUUUCCAAACUUGGAAGAUACAAGUGAUGUCGUUGUACAGCCUUACAAUUCCCUUCUCACUCUUAAGAGACUUACACUUAAUGCUGAUUGUGUUGUAGUUCUGGACAAUACUGCUCUUCACAGAAUCGCUACAGAUCGAUUGAGGUUGGAGAAUCCCACGUUUGCUCAAAUUAACCAGCUUGUUUCAAAAGUCAUGUCAGUGAGUACAGCGACUCUCCGUUAUCCCAGCUACAUGCAUAAUGAUUUGGUCGGAUUAAUUUCUCCCCUCACCCCAACUCCACGACUUCAUUUCCUAAUGACAGGCUACACACCCCUUGAGACGGAGAAAGAAGUGGCCGAAGUGCGAAGAACAACGGUCUGUGAUGUGAUGCGCCGACUCCUCCAACCCAAAAACAUGAUGGUUUCCACUGCAGCUGAACGUAAUAAUCGCACUGAUCACUGUUACAUUGCCAUUCUCAAUAUAAUUCAAGGUGAGGUGGACCCAGCAGAGGUGCACAAGUCGCUUCAGCGAAUUCGAGAACGUCAUCUGGUCAAGUUCAUUCCCUGGAAUCCCUGUAGCAUCCAAGUGGCCCUCUCACGUCGGUCACCCUACUUGCAGGCCUCCCAUCGUGUCAGCGGUCUUAUGCUUGCCAAUCACACUUCAAUCUCGUCUCUAUUUUUGCGUGGAUUGACACAGUACGACAAGUUGCGUACUCGUGGAGCCUUUCUUGAGCAAUUCCGAAAGGAAGAGGUGUUCCGUGGCGAUCCAGAACUGCGUGAAUUCUCUGAGAGUCGACAAGUGGUUCAGCAGCUUAUUGAGGAGCAUACGGCAGCGACUAAACCGGACUACAUUCAGUGGGGUGCUCAGAAAGCGGCUGCUGCCGCAGCAACAGCUUCUGCAGCUGCUCUGGCCUCCUCCUCGGUCAUGUCUUAG
Molecule: messenger RNA, 1425 nt
Organism: Rodentolepis nana
Lineage: Eukaryota; Metazoa; Platyhelminthes; Cestoda; Cyclophyllidea; Hymenolepididae
Source: the annotation of a GenBank genome assembly